AUGCAAGAAAUUAAUGCUCUAGGACAUCAUUCACCCCCGGAUCAUAAUAGGAGUGGAAAGAUCAAAAUAACGCAGCAAUGGCUUUCAAACGCAGGAGUGAUCUCAGAGCACGGAUAUGCCACAUCCCAUCAGAGCAUUCAGCAUCAUGCUCCAGUCCACCAACAUUCAACCCCGAUUCACGCAGUUCACGCCGCUCCAGUGCACCACGUAGCUGCCAUUCACGCUGCUCCAGUCCAUCAUGCCAUUGUGAAGGAAGUCGAGCAUCAUGCCCCCGCCAAUUAUGAAUUUUCUUACUCUGUUCAUGAUGAACACACCGGAGACAUCAAGAGCCAACAGGAAACCCGCCACGGAGACGAAGUGCACGGACAAUACAGUUUGUUGGAUUCCGAUGGCCAUCAUCGUAUUGUUGACUACCAUGCCGAUCAUCAUUCCGGAUUCAACGCCGUAGUCUGUCGCGAACCGUCUCACGUUAAAAUUGCCCAACCAGUGCACAAAGUUAUCGCUCAGCCAGUGCACAAAGUUAUUGCCCAGCCAGCUCAUGCUAUCCAUGCCCCGGUGUCCCAUGCAACAAUCUCCCAUCAUGCUGCACCAGUUGCACAUGUUGCACACCAUACUGCUCCAAUCGUCCACAGUACCCACCACGCUGCCCCAGUGUCGCAUGCCAUCUCGCAUGUUGCCCCAAUCGCCUACCACAAUUUAGCUCCCAGCCAUUACAGCCAUCAUUACUAAAUAGUAAACGGUGGCACAUAUAAUGUCAUGCUAACAAAUGACGAACUUGUUCAUGAAUCGUAGUUUAAUUUAAAAACUAAUUAUUGUAAAGUACAGACAAUAAAAAAUGUGAAACUGAA
Molecule: messenger RNA, 848 nt
Organism: Wyeomyia smithii (pitcher-plant mosquito)
Lineage: Eukaryota; Metazoa; Arthropoda; Insecta; Diptera; Culicidae
Product: cuticle protein 8-like
Exons: 3
Coding region: 1-729 (242 amino acids)
Cellular component (GO): extracellular matrix
Source: RefSeq, a predicted model, not a curated record